AUGGGUAUUACACACAGAACCACAGCAUCGUACAUGCCACAGGAGAAUCCUACUGAGCGUGCGAACCGAACUAUUAAGACACUGAUGUCACAAACGGCACGCGACGAACGUCGUACGUGGGACGAGAUGCUGCUGGAAAUCACUUUAGCCAUUAACACUGCGAAAUCGGAUUCAACAAAUUACACUCCAGCCUAUCUAGUGCAAUGGCGAGUGUUGAGACUCCCCGCCAACUUGUUCGUCGAAUGCACCCCAGGAACAGGAAAUCUGCAAGUAAUCCCUGUAGUGAAAGCCGAGAAACUACAACGUGUGUUCAAAAUCGUCCAACACAAUCUACAACAAGUCGCAACAAAUCAGGCGAAGUAUUAUAACUUGCGUCGUCGGAAUUGGAGGCCGUGGAUAAAUCAAUUAGUGUGGGUUAGACAACAUUCCCUCUCAAAUGCCAAAAACUAUUUUUCAGCGAAACUUGCACCAAAAUUCGACGGUCCAUUCAAAGUACAAAAAUUUAUAUUGCCAGUGUUAGUAGAGCUUAGCGCAGAAAAUACAGCAACAUUAACUAAGGCGCAUAUUGCCGACCUUAGGGUGCACUAUGGUUGUCCUUAA
This is a messenger RNA of Teleopsis dalmanni, 600 nucleotides long. RefSeq lists its product as uncharacterized. The record is from RefSeq and is a predicted model, not a curated record. NCBI's taxonomy places the organism in Eukaryota, Metazoa, Arthropoda, Insecta, Diptera, Diopsidae. The transcript has a single exon. Gene Ontology annotation, molecular function: nucleic acid binding. Bases 1 to 600 code for a protein of 199 amino acids.